AUUUGUGGUGGCAAGUAUAAGGCGGGAGCUACUAAUCAAUGUGAUGUUCGUGCUUAUUUCUAUGAAAGAUACUGUGAUAAUUAGACCCAGCUACUUCGGGUCAGAUAUGAAGGAAAUCAUAGAACAAGAGCUAAAUGCUCGCUUUUGUGGAAAAGUCAUAUAUAAAGUCGGUCUGUGCGUUUCAUUAUGGGACAUUUUAAAAGUUGAAGAAAGUUUCAUAUCAGAUGUGGACGGUGCUUAUUACACUGCAGUGACCUUCCGCAUUGUUUGUUUUCGUCCAUUUAUUGAUGAAAUUCUUAUUGGCAUCGUGAAAUCUGUUUCAAAAAGUGGUCUUCGUGUAUCACUUAACUUUUUUGAUGACAUUCUUAUACCUGCCGAGAAACUACGGUCACCAUCAAGAUAUGAUUAUGAACAUAAUGCAUGGAUAUGGGAAUAUGCUUAUGAAGGUGAAACAGCUGAAUUACGCAUCGAUAAACAUGAUACUAUACGAUUUCGAGUUGUAGAAGAAAUUUGGACUGAUCCUAAUCCGGAUACCGACAAGACGGCAAACUCAGAUCCCACUGAGACUGAUGUGAAUGCAGACAUCUUGACCGAAUCCAAGGCUCCAUAUACUUUAAUAGGUUCAGUUGUGGCUGAUGGACUAGGUGUAACCUGUUGGUGGGUCAGCUGAUCUCUGGAUCGAUCACUCUGCAUCGAUUUCUGGAUCGUGAGAUAAUGGAAUUGUGUUUUUUUUAUAUUUUUAAUAUGACCAUGGAUCAUUCACAGAAAGAGAGAGAGAGAGAAAGAAAAUGCGCGCGCGUGUGUGUAUGUCAGGACAAGAAGAAAAUCCACCAUUUUUAACCCUCUCUGCCCCCCUCUUUUAUCUUUUUUAUCAGAGAAAAAAAAGAACCAACCAACAAAAAAAACAACAAAACAAAUAACAUCAAAAAACAACAACUCAUUAUUUAUUUUUGUAAUAUUGACCAGACAAGAAAAUAGAAUAAAGAAGUGUAUUUCAUUGUGUGUUAGUUACGAUUUUAUUUUUUAUCGUUAUUAUUAUUAUCAUCAUCAUCAUCAGUAUUAUGGUUCGUUAUUUCCUUCACAUUGUGUUUGUCUAGUAGGUAUUAUUAUCACAGAGAAAAUUUGAAAAAACGAACAAACAUUUAAACAACAACAUUUAAAAACAGAAUAUAAGAAGGACUCAAAUAGUUGAAUCCGUUUUAUUAUGUGAAAAUUGGAAGCAAGAUAGACAGAUCGAUCGAUCGAUCGAUCGAUAGAUAGAUAGAUAGAAAGAAGGAAUUUGUGGUUUGCAUGAGAAGUGAUUGUGUGAAUGAGUAGCACUCUCUUUCCUCGGUGUUUACAUAUAUAUAUAUAUAUAUAUAUAU
This is a messenger RNA of Trichobilharzia regenti, 1364 nucleotides long. Lineage: Eukaryota; Metazoa; Platyhelminthes; Trematoda; Strigeidida; Schistosomatidae. The record is from the annotation of a GenBank genome assembly.